AUGUCUAAUCCGGAGCUAACAGCGUUUGUGGAUGUGCAAGCGGCGUCGAGUCCGAUCGAAACGCAAGCCUCGAUGGCGGGAAUAAUCGGGCGUUACCACGCACAUAUACUACGCCGUUUGGAAUCGCUGAAAGUGGCUUUGGAAUCAACGCAGGAUGCUGAUGUAUCAUAUCUUCAAGAGUGUACGGAGCAGUUAAAAUCCAUCGCAUCAUCCUUUGAGAGCAAAUACACGGCGAUCAUGGAAAGCAGCAAUGCCAUCAGUACAGAGGAGGAAGAGAGACAAUAUGCAGAGGUUGAGCAGCGACGCUUCGAGUUGUCUGUAGUGCUGAAACGGCGCGAAGCGGCGUUGUGUGCGUCGGCGAACGUUACGCACUCGCCAGGAGUGUCAAACCCCAAAUCGAAAGUGCGUUUACCAGAAAUUCCGUUGCCUAAGUUCGAAGGCACGUUGGAAGCUUGGCCGACUUUCCGUGACGCAUUUGGUAGUAUGAUUGACCAGCAUCCGAGCUUAUCCGACGUCGAUAAGCUCAUUUACCUGAAACGCGUGGUAUCCAAGGAGGCAGCUCAAGUGAUUGAAGCAGUGGAAACUACAGCAGCCAAUUACAACAUCGCAUGGGAACUACUUAAGAGUAGAUACGAGAACAAGAAAGUAUUGGUGCGACGUUAUUUGGAGGAACUCUUCGCAAUUCCCGCGGCAAAGCGUGAAAGCUUCGAGUCACUCACCAAUUUGCUGGAUGGCUUCGAGCGAGCCAUCAAAAUGGUCGAAAAGGUUGGUGUUGUUACAAAGGGCUGGAGUGUGCUUCUAGCCCACAUGUUGUGCGAUAGAUUAGACGCGAAUACUCGAAAGCUAUGGGAAACGCAUCACCGAAGUGUAGAAGUGGCUGAAUACACUGAAAUAGUGCAGUUUUUGAAGCAGCAUGUAGUAGUGUUACAAGCAUUGCCUCAGACGAAGGAGCAGGUAUCAACGAGCACACACACCAACCACGGACGACAAAAGCUAAAGCAGGCAUGUGCAACCCUGAACGUGAUUGCGGAAAAAUGCGUUUUUUGUUCGCAAGAUUACCACUCGGCGUUUAAGUGCCAGACUUUUCGUAAUCUUUCGGUGAUGGAACGGUACAACUUAAUCAAGGCAAAGGGGCUUUGCAUCAAUUGUUUGGCAGUAGACCAUCGCGUGAAGGAGUGUGCAUCGAGUUCGUGUCGAGUGUGCAAGUUAAAGCACCAUACCAUGCUGCAUAGGUCACCAGUCGAAUCAAACCCCAACCCGAACACUUCUGUAGCUGCUGCUGAUGGAGAUCCUGCGCAACCCGUCCAAUCGAAAAGGGAAACCGGAAAUCAGGCGGUGAUGCCGUACCCGUAA
Messenger RNA from Anopheles funestus (African malaria mosquito), 1353 nucleotides. RefSeq lists its product as uncharacterized. The transcript has a single exon. Bases 1 to 1353 code for a protein of 450 amino acids. Lineage: Eukaryota; Metazoa; Arthropoda; Insecta; Diptera; Culicidae. The record is from RefSeq and is a predicted model, not a curated record.